Molecule: messenger RNA, 723 nt
Organism: Tinamus guttatus (white-throated tinamou)
Lineage: Eukaryota; Metazoa; Chordata; Aves; Tinamiformes; Tinamidae
Product: glutathione S-transferase
Biological process (GO): glutathione metabolic process
Molecular function (GO): glutathione transferase activity
Source: RefSeq, a predicted model, not a curated record
UAUUUUUCAGGGAACCAGGAACUCAGAAGCAUGUCUGGGAAGCCCAAGCUCAUCUACUUCAAUGGAAGAGGACGAAUGGAGCCGAUACGAUGGCUGCUGGCAGCAGCUGGGGUGGAGUUUGAGGAAAUUUUUCUGGAUACAAGGGAGGAGUAUCUAAAGUUAAUCAAAGAUGGAUCCCUGAUGUUUCACCAGUUGCCCUUGGUGGAGAUUGACGGGAUGAAGAUGGUGCAGACCAGAGCCAUCCUCAGCUACAUAGCUGGGAAAUACAAUCUCUAUGGGAAGGACCUGAAGGAGAGAGCCCUCAUUGACAUGUACGUGGAGGCAAUAACAGAUCUGACAAACAUGAUCAUGAUGUUUCCUUUCUCUCCACCUGCGGCAAAGGAGAAAAAUUUGGCCUUGAUUAUGGAGAGGGCAACACACAGGUACUUCCCAGUCUUCGAAAAGGCUUUGAAACAGCAUGGCCAAGACUUCCUUGUUGGCAACAAACUCAGCUGGGCAGAUGUUCAGCUGAUAGAAGCCAUUUUAGCAGUGGAGGAGAAAUUCCCUGCCGUGCUGUCAGGGUUCCCCCAGCUGCAGGCUUUUAAAACAAGAAUGAGCAAUAUGCCUGCAAUUAAGAAAUUCCUGCAGCCUGGCAGCCCAAGGAAGUCCCCACCAGAUGACCGUUAUGUAGCGACUGUGCUGAAAGUCCUUCUUGAAGAUGUCAGUCUACGUCAAUCUCCAUAA